This is a messenger RNA of Pyrus x bretschneideri (Chinese white pear), 2258 nucleotides long. RefSeq names its product probable CoA ligase CCL8. Gene Ontology annotation, biological process: fatty acid metabolic process. The transcript is spliced from 17 exons. Lineage: Eukaryota; Viridiplantae; Streptophyta; Magnoliopsida; Rosales; Rosaceae. Gene Ontology annotation, molecular function: medium-chain fatty acid-CoA ligase activity. The record is from RefSeq and is a predicted model, not a curated record. Bases 159 to 1988 code for a protein of 609 amino acids.
CGUAUACAAGCCCUUCACAAACCAAACCGUGAACUUCUCGAGUGAGGUUUGAAUGGCGACCAAACCAAUCUCCGCUCCACCUACGACUCCAACAACCAACAUCAACUGAUUGAUUAUUCACUGACAGUGACACACACCUAAAUCUGCCACCCAUUAAUAUGCUCCACCUCCACCUGUAUUUGCGAUCCACCGCGCCAUUUAAUCACCUCAACCAUCAACUUUUGAGGUCACUCUUCUUCUCCUCCUCCUACCCACCUUCUCUUAGACGCACCCACCCCUUGCUCUGCUGGUCACACUCCCCGCAUUUCUCCUCAUUGCAAUCUGGUUCAUAUAUGGAGGAGUCAAGGGUAGCUAAUCAAGGGUCUGAUACUCAUGAUAAUAUUGCUAUUCGAUCUGAUCACAAGAGUUACAGUUACAACCAACUAAUCUCAUCUGCAUCUAGGAUAUCCAGAUUGUUAUCUGCCGGUGAAUUUAUUGCUACUUCUGCAGCAUUGAUUGAUGGUGGGAAAGGACAAGGGCAUCUUGGAGGGGCUAGAAUAGGAAUUGUGGCUAAGCCCUCAGCUGAGUUUGUUGCUGGUAUACUUGGGACAUGGCUUUGUGGAGGUGUUGCAGUUCCACUUGCUCUCGGCUAUCCUGAAGCUGAGCUCUUGCAUGUCAUAAAUGACUCAGACGUCUCAAUGAUACUGAGUACUGAAGAUCAUAUGCAACUCAUGGAAAAUGUUGCUGCUAAAUGUGCUGCCCAAACCUCUCUUAUUCCACCAGUUCCCAGUAGUUCUUCACCAGAAAGUGCAGCUGGUAGUUUAGGAAUAGAUGCAGAUGCAAUUUUUCACCGGAAUAUAAAACAAACAAGUGAGGAUCCUGCAUUAGUCAUAUACACUAGUGGCACAACGGGAAAACCGAAAGGAGUUGUUCACACACACAAAAGCAUCAGUGCACAAGUCCAAACCUUAGCAGAAGCUUGGGGGUAUACAUCUGCUGAUCAGUUUUUGAAUUGUUUACCUCUACAUCAUGUACAUGGGCUUUUCAAUGCUGUACUUGCUCCCCUCUAUGCAGGUUCCACGGUUGAGUUUAUGCCAAAAUUUAGCGUAAGGGGUAUUUGGCAGAGGUGGCGGGAAGCAUAUCCAAUUAGUGGAUCUAAUGCAGAUGAUGGCAUAACGGUCUUUACUGGAGUUCCAACCAUGUAUGCUCGAUUGAUACAAGCUCACGACGCAAUGGAUCGAGAGCUAAAAGUUGCCUCUGCCUAUGCUGCAAAACAGUUGCGUCUAAUGAUGUGUGGUUCCUCUGCACUCCCUCUUCCUGUAAUGCAAAAAUGGGAAACCAUUACAGGACAUCGUCUUUUGGAACGUUAUGGCAUGACAGAGUUUGUCAUGGCAAUAUCAAACCCCUUAAGAGGUGAGCGGAAAGCAGGCACGGUAGGAAAACCAUUUCCGGCUGUGGAGGUAAAGAUUGUUGCUGAAGAUGAAAGUGGAAGUGAUACUACAGGUGUUGGUGAGCUGUGUGUCAAAAGUCCUUCAUUAUUCAAGGAAUAUUGGAAGCUUCCUGAGGUAACAAAGCAAUCAUUUACAAGUGAUGGAUACUUCAGAACUGGAGAUGCUGGUACAGUGGAUGAAGAUGGGUACUACAUCAUAUUAGGACGUACCAGUGCUGAUAUCAUGAAGGUCGGUGGAUACAAGUUAUCUGCGUUAGAAAUUGAAUCAGUUCUUUUAGAGCACCCAGCUGUGGAGGAGUGUUGUGUGUUGGGCUUACCGGACAAAGACUAUGGAGAAGUUGUUUGUGCAAUAAUUGUGCCAGAGGUGGAAACAAAGAGAAAGCAAAAGGAAGAACUGAAACCUGCUAUAAGCUUGGAGGAACUAUCCUUCUGGGCAAAAGACAAACUUGCGCCAUACAAGAUACCAAGUCGACUGAUUCUGUGGGAUUCACUACCUCGGAAUGCUAUGGGAAAGGUGAACAAGAAAGAGUUGAAAAAAACUCUGGCUUCUGACCAAUAGACUUGAUACGAAACUCCGAAAAGGAAAUUAAGAAGAUGUGGCACACAACAUGAAGUUUUGAAAUUAGAGGUUUGAGUUCAGCCUAGGAAGCAUCCUUGUCGCGCGGUUAGGGGAUGGGACUCGUUUGAAUGCAAAUCCGAAUAUCUGUUUGUUCAUUUUCUUUCUGGUAUAUGUUUCUGAAUAAAGAACAAAGAGUAGACAUGUAUGAGUGAUUCAGUAAAAUGUAAUUAAAGACGGAUUUUGAAUAUAUAUGGCUGAGUUAUGAAUUUA